Messenger RNA from Aspergillus calidoustus, 1977 nucleotides. The record is from the annotation of a GenBank genome assembly. NCBI's taxonomy places the organism in Eukaryota, Fungi, Ascomycota, Eurotiomycetes, Eurotiales, Aspergillaceae.
GCUACUUCAAAACUCAAUCUUUUCAAACCACCAUAGCUCUGUCAAUAUGGAUUCAAUUGAGGCAGCGCUUGAAUAUUUGGGACCCUUAAAGCCAGGGCUUUCAUUUAAUUAUGCUCUCGUUGCAGGAAAGUUCGGGGUUAACCGGCUAACUCUAUCGAGGCGCCACAAGGGCAUUCAGGGCCCUAAAAGCAAGCAGUACGAAAAACAGCAACUGCUCAAUCACCAGCAGGAGAAGGAAUUAGUGCAAUGGAUCAAUUAAUUGAGCAGGCGCGGCUUAUUUAUUUCACAUGCCAUGCUGCGAAAUUUCGCCUUCAACGUCUGCCAGAAAGACCCUGGAAUACACUGGCCUAGCCGCUUUCUGGAGAGGCAUAAAGAUGAGCUUGUGUGUUGAUACACAACUGGGAUUGAUGCUGCAAGGAAGAAGGCGGAUUCAGCAGCUUAUUAUGCACUGUACUUUGAACUCCUGGCCAGGAAGAUUCAGGAAUAUGAGAUUCGGCCUGAGGACAUGUACAACAUGGAUGAGAAAGGUUUCCUUAUUGGGGUGCUCUCAAAGGCAAAGAGGAUCUUCUCUAGAAGGGAUAAUGAGACUGAUGGGUCCCAGCAGCGUGUACAGGAUGGGAAUCGGGAGUGGAUAACUACAAUUGGCUGCAUUUGCGCUGAUGGAACCUCUCUAUCCCCAGGCCUUAUCUACCAGGCUGCCUCAGGGAAUCUUCAGGAUUCCUGGCUGCAAGACUUCAAGAACGAAACACACCACUGCUUCUUUGCAUCAUCUAAGACUGGAUGGACCAACAACGAUCUUGGAUUUGCAUGGAUUCGGGAUGUUUUUGACAGGGAGACCAAGGAGAAGGCAAGAAGGCGCUGGAGGCUUCUUAUUAUGGAUAGCCACGGCUCCCACCUCACACCACAAAUUAUGGAGUUCUGUAUGGCCAAUAGAAUCCAUAUAGCAACAUUCCCGCCUCAUUCAACCCAUCGCCUGCAGCCCCUGGAUGUUGGGAUCUUCUCACCUCUCUCCCAGGCGUACAGUGACCAACUAGAGGCAUUCAUGCACGAAUGUCAAGGCCUGAGCUCUAUUACCAAAAGAGACUUUUUCCGCCUGUUCUGGCCUGCAUGGGAGAAGGCUUUGUCUACCAAGAACAUUGAAAGUGCAUGGAAAUCGACUGGUUUAGCACCUUUCAACCCGGAGGUCAUUCUGAAGAAGUUCUCCAAGAAGGAAGAACCACGCCCUUCCUCCAGUGCCUCUAUAAGAUCAGUACUACAAGCAGAGGACUGGCGACAGAUUGAACGGCUUCUUAGGAAGGUGGUGGUGGAGAUAAAUGACCAGAAGACCAAAAGGGCCUUGAGACGGCACUAGUGAAUGAAAAGAAGAAGCGACAGCGUGGUAAGCCCCUAGACUUUGCUCUUAGGGCCCCUGAGGACGGGUACGCUGUCUUCUAUUCCCCUAGGAAGAUUCAGCAGGCACGUACUGCCAUGAAGGAGAAAGAUGAGGCUAUACAGACCGCCAAGGCCGCCAGAGAGGAAGAGAAGGUACAGAGGCAGCUUAGGAAGGAAGAAAAUGAGCGUGUGAAGGAGCUAAAGAGGCUCGAGAGACUAGAACAUCGUUAACUACGGAUGCAUAUGAAGGAGCAGAAAAGGCAGCAGAAAGAGGAGGAUCAAUUGGCUAAGGAGGCAGCUAAACAGCUUCAAAACGACAUUCAAACUACCAAAUCAACCACCAAGAAGACCCCUAAGGGAUCACCAACUAAGAAGAAGCAGGUUGUUGAGCCACCAGUAGCUCAUGAAGUUGAGGAGGUCCCCCCACCAGUCGACAGAAGAGGUAGGCAGAUCCGCCUUCCCCAGCGCUUUCGGGACUUGUAAAAUGGCGCUAUACAGGCCUUAGAUACCUUGUAAUUAGUACACCAGACAUUCGCUAAAUAAUUUCAUUUGUAUGUGGUUGAAAAACUUCAUUUUCUGAGGGGGGUGGGGGGGUGAAAAUCGAUC